Aspergillus alliaceus is the source of this 1579-nucleotide messenger RNA. RefSeq lists its product as uncharacterized. The record is from RefSeq and is a predicted model, not a curated record. Gene Ontology annotation, biological process: ubiquitin-dependent endocytosis. NCBI's taxonomy places the organism in Eukaryota, Fungi, Ascomycota, Eurotiomycetes, Eurotiales, Aspergillaceae. The transcript is spliced from 2 exons. Gene Ontology annotation, cellular component: cytoplasm; cytosol. Gene Ontology annotation, molecular function: ubiquitin protein ligase binding; protein-macromolecule adaptor activity. The coding region runs from base 285 to 1463 and encodes 392 amino acids.
AUACACUACAACGUCUAGUUGAGGUCAAGUGGACCUUCAGGUGCUAUCGGGCAAUUCUGGGCUCUGAUAUGCAGACUCCGCUGCAGAUAUCUUUUUGAUGCAAUCCAAAGUCUCCUGGACUGGGCCUAGACUUGGUUGGGUCAUAUGCCUAAGCUCCCAAUACAUCCCGACCAUUGUGCUUUAGCUACUAGUCUCUACUAUUUACAGACAAUGGACGCCCUCCUACAUAGUUUGGUUUUUCUCUGAAUCCAUUGUCCCUUCUCCCUUUUCUCUCACACACAACAAUGCGACAGCGCUCGCUACCCACCUCCGACAUUAUGACUCGGACAAAGUCCAGUGAGCCUGAGCUCACCAUCAACUUCACUGAGCCAGCGGUAUUCGUGCCCACGUACACAAAUAAACCCGCUGUGCUCCGGGGUUCUUGUGAACUGAAGGUCAAAGAAACGUUAAUGGUGAAAAGAUUGACGGUGAAUUUUCGUGGAGUCUCCCAUGUACACUGGCCUCAUGGUCUUCACGACUCAAAUACCAUCACAGAUCGUACAUUGACGGUAUUCGGCCCGAAAACCCCAGGGACCGUAGUACCAGAUCAUGUCGAUCAGGAAAAUCUCGGGACGCUGGACAUGGGGCGUACAGAAUGCAAUACAUCACGUCAAAAAUGCGGAUUGUGGAAUACCAUCGCAAACAAGUUUUGCCCAAAAUGCAGGAAUGCUGCCGCGCCAGAUUGUCGGCUAUUAUCUCCCGGUAUCUACACUUACGAUUUCGAAAUGAUUCUGCCCCCUCAACUACCCGAAUCCGUUAAUGUACGACGGAGCCAUGUUCGAUACAACGUCCGAGCAUGCGUUGAAUGCCCGGGGCCUUUCAGACACAAUAUUAUACGGAAUAUGCCAAUCGCUGUUAUGCAUUGCCCGGCAGAGGACUUUGUGGAGGAUGCAGAGCCAGUUUACAUCACCCGGACCUGGAAACGUUUGCUUCGAUGCGAUCUCCUUAUGUCGAGAAGAGGCGCUCCUCUCUGCCAUAGAUUACCUGUGGCCGUGUCCUUUGCCGAGCUGGGGAAUGCAAAGUUCCAUGGGUUGCAAAUUUAUCUGUCAGAGAACGUCCAGUUUCUCCGAAAAGACGGACUCAUUUCCUGCCUCGGUCCUUUCAAGAGGGCCCUCUUAUAUGAGGCGACAGAUGGUCUUGUAUCGACUAUGUCUCCCUACAGAUUGGGUGAGGAUGACCACCCGGCAGGAGACAAGAGCGGCUUUGGUGUACAAGAGAGUGUUGUGCUUUCGGAAUGGGCGGAGAAAUCCGCGAACUUCGAAGUUAGAACGCUAAAUAUCGACUUGGCGUUACCCCCAUGCCAGGACCAUUUCGAGGAUGAUUGGAUGCAUUUUACCACCGAGUAUAAGAGUGUACGGGUGAGCCACUGGCUUGAGGUAAGACCAUCAGUGAUUUUUUUGGUCCUAAAAAGAAAACCAUUGUAGUAAUGACGUCUAGUUUGUAUUCUCCAUGUCUAGAUAUGGGGCGCCAAUUACAAACGGCGCGCCAGUCGUGCAGAAGAUCGCCAGAGCUCCACUGGCGCUGCGAUCCUGUUAUGCAC